UCCCAAACCCCCGACCCAAACCCAGAACCUACGGUCGAGAUCGGUCCCAGUCACGGUCUUUCCCGGCCAUGACGGUGGUGCGGCUCCAUGACUUGCCAGAGCCCGUGCUGGAGCUGCUGAUGAUGUGCCUCGUGGACGCGGCGUAUGAUUGUGAGCAUGCUGCCAAGCUCUUCCGUGCCCACUUUGAUGGCAAUACUGCAGCAGAGGAGUUCACUGGAGAUGCCGUGCGAGGCAUCCUCCGUGAGAUGGCCCAUGAUGGAAUGUUGCAGUUCCUUCAUGCCGCCUGCACACCAGAGGCGCAACGCACACCAGAGGCCAAAUUUGAGUGCUUUGCACCUCCUCCUCGACGGUUACCCGCAGGCGCUCCAGGCAUAGACAAUUCCACACUGGACGAGCCACCUGCUGAAGCACCGAAUACCUGGUCCUUGGACGAUGUCAUGCUGGGCAAGAUCUUUGAGAACCUUGGGCGCAAGGGCUCGAUUCCGGCGAUGCGCGCGUCGCGGCGGUUUCGCUCCGUCGGCCUAGCGGUGAAGAACUUCUGGCAGCAGGCCGUCUUCGUGGAGGAAGGCACCGAGCUCUCCAGUGCGGCGGAGCGGCUCCAAAAGCGGCUGGGGAACUUCGUGGAGCAACAUGCGCAGCAGGUGGAGGAGAUGGCGCUGCGCAACACGGCUGUGGCUCCCUUUUGGAAGCAAGCAGCGGAAAGCCUGUUGAAGGUUGAGAACUUGCAGAGGUGCUUUACGACGUCGUGCUUUACGGCUUUGCAGCGUUUGAUCCUGCAUUCCUUCAAGUCGCAGGAGCUUCAUGCCAUUACCAGCAAUGGCAGGCUUUUCCCGAAGCUUGAGCGCCUGGAGUUGUUCCAAUGUUGGUUGGGUGCAGGCAACUUCCUCGACUUAGCCGAGCUUCCAGCACUGUCCUCGCUGGGCAUUUGGGGAUUGAAGAACACCCAGAUUUCUCUACCUGAUCGUUGGCCAUCCUUCCGUCUCGAUGAACUUUGCUUGGACCCCGUGGAGGCCACUGCCUGGCCACGCUUGGGAGGACCUCGCUCCCUUCAGCGCUUGCAUCUCUGCACCUCGCGGCCGCGCCUCGCGCUGGCAUCGGUGCCCACGUCCUUGCAGGUCCUGUCCUUGACGACUUCAGCCCAGGAUUUGAGCAAUCCAUUCGUUGAAGCGUUUGUUCUCCUGGACGAGCACGUGCAACAACUUUUGCCUUCCUUGCCCCAGCUGGUGGAUUUGGUUCUCAGUGGUCAUGUGAGACUGGGACCCUGCAGCAUUAGUUGCCUCAGCAGCCAUACCAACCUGCGACGCUUGGGCUUGGCCAAGUGUGCUGCUUUGGACUGCGACGAGGCACUGGCCGUGUUCAUGGCCUCCUCCUGGCGCAGCCUGGAAGUCUUUGAAGCUCCAGGGCAGAAGCAUUUCAAGCUGGAUCAGCUCCAGAGAAGUUUUCCCCACCUCCAAGUCCUUGGUCUUGAUUCCACGUUAGUUCCUCAAGCAGGACAUUCCUUAGCUCGACCCCAGGCCUCGGUCACAGCUGGCUGGUGGGAGGAAGUCAUCGAUAGCAGACGCCCCUCCUUCGGCUUUGCUCAGGCAGAACGACGCAGUGCACAGAUGAACUCGCCCUUAGGAUAUUUGGCGCACGUGAGCCACUUCCUCCAACAGCCCGGCGACUUCGGCGAGGUAUGCCGAGGCCCAUGAGACGGUCGUCUUGCUUCGCGAAAAA
Messenger RNA from Durusdinium trenchii, 1716 nucleotides. The record is from the annotation of a GenBank genome assembly. Lineage: Eukaryota; Dinophyceae; Suessiales; Symbiodiniaceae.